Molecule: messenger RNA, 3216 nt
Organism: Drosophila kikkawai
Lineage: Eukaryota; Metazoa; Arthropoda; Insecta; Diptera; Drosophilidae
Gene: GlcT
Product: ceramide glucosyltransferase
Biological process (GO): glucosylceramide biosynthetic process
Cellular component (GO): membrane
Molecular function (GO): ceramide glucosyltransferase activity
Source: RefSeq, a predicted model, not a curated record
UUGUCAUAGGAAAAAAGCUAUUGAUCAUAAAUAAAACAGUAUUCGUCACCCUCCAACUGCCGACGUGUAAACCCAGCGACAGUGUUGCAAAAUGCCCAGCCACCCCGUUGUCGUUAUUUAGUCCCUUUUCGACUUCCGCAUCUGAUUCACGACACCGCUCAACACUGCACUUUGGGGCAGCAGUUUUUUUUGGGCAUUGAGCGACGCGAGAACUGCAAAAUGUUGAAAACGCGCGGAACGGACGACAACUGAUCGGUUUUUGUACACAAUAUAGAGAGGUGAUCCGAGCCUAGGCAAACCGCAAAGCGGCAACCGCAGCCAAUGCCUGCUGGCUGAAUAGGAGCGCCCACCCACCCAGCGACUCACACACACUGACUGGGAUUCGGACCCACCACACACCCCGCACACACACACUCGCGAGGGAGCCCCCACUCGCACGCCACACACACUCCGCACACACACCCGCGAGGGACGGGACACACACAUCGCGAUGUCGCACCUACCACUGCCGCUGUACGGCUUCGCGGCGUUCUUCAUGAUUUUCUGGUUCGGCACCUGGAUGGUGCAUGUGAUAGCCAUCUGCUACGGGCGUUACAAGCUGCACAAGAAGUCCUGCAAGCUGCCCACAGAGGCCCAGCCUCUGCCCGGCGUCUCCAUUCUGAAGCCGCUGAUGGGCGUGGAUCCGAACCUGCAGCACAACCUGGAGACCUUCUUCACGAUGGACUAUCCGCUGUACGAGCUGCUCUUCUGCGUGGAGGACAAGGAGGACCCGGCCAUCCAGCUGGUGGAGCGGCUCCUCACCAAGUAUCCCAAGGUGGACGCCAAGCUCUUUGUCGGCGGCUCGGACGUGGGCGUCAACCCGAAGAUCAACAACAUCCAUCCCGGCUACAUGGCCGCCAAGUACGACUUCGUGAUGAUCUCGGACAGCGGCAUCAAGAUGAAGGACGACACGCUGCUGGACAUGGUCCAGAACAUGUCCGAGAAGCACGCCUUGGUCCACCAAAUGCCCUUCACCAGCGACCGCGAUGGCUUUGCGGCCACCUUCGAGAAGGUGUUCUUUGGGACGGUCCAGAGCAGGAUCUACUUGUCGGCGGACGUGCUGGGUAUCAACUGCCACACGGGCAUGUCGUGCCUGCUGCGCAAGGCGGUCAUCGACCAGCUGGGAGGCCUGAGGGCCUUUGGCUGCUACCUGGCGGAGGAUUUCUUCAUUGCCCGCGACAUAACGCGACUCGGCUGGAAGAUGCGCAUCUCCAGCCAGCCGGCCCUGCAGAACAGCGGGCUGUGCGACAUUGGCAGCUUCCAGGCGCGGCUCAUCCGCUGGGCCAAGCUGCGCGUGGCCAUGGUGCCAACGACUAUACUGCUGGAGCCGCUCUCCGAGUGCAUGAUCCUGGGCGCCCUGGCCGCGUGGUCGGCCUCCGUGCUCUUCAGCUGGGAUCCGCUGGUGUUCUACCUGGUGCACGUGCUCUGCUGGUUCCUGUCCGACUGGCUGCUGCUCUCCAUUGUCCAGCACGGCUCGAUGCCGUUCCACAAAUUCGAGUUCGUCAUCGGCUGGCUGUUCCGCGAGCUGACGGGCCCCUAUCUGUUCCUGCACGCCCUGUGGAAUCCCGCGAUUCGCUGGCGCACCCGCACCUACAAGCUGCACUGGGGCGGUGUCGCCUACGAGCUGAACAGCCCCGCCUGCGAUGCAGCCAACGCCCCGCUGGCGCCACAACAGCCAGCGCCCACGUUAGCGGGGGCGCCAGAAGUGGCCACAACCACGACGGGAACAGGAUCGGGAUCAGGAUCAUCGGGGGAAACGCUGAUCUGCACGGGCGCCAAGCAGCGACUGCUGGCGUCGUAGCAGCCACUAGUUAAGUUUGUUAUUUUGUACUCUCAGCGUCUGGUAUUAGUAGUAUUAUUAGCUGAACCUUAGUCACUACGUAAGCCUAGGCUUAGAGCUGUAAAAAGAGAGAGAGAGUGGCGCGGACGACGGACCUAGAUUAGGGAUUAGACAACCAGAUCGAAGAUCGAUCGUGGCGCUUGGGGUGAACCCGGCCAGGCGCAGUUUGUUGGCUUCGCGGAAACUGGUUAACUGGUUAACGAUGCUUUGUGUAUAUAAUUAUUACGUAUGUUUCGAGUGUGUGUGGGGGCAGCAGCCCCUGCACACACGUUAUAGUUAGACUAACGAACGUUCCCCGCUUCUUGAAUUGUAAUUACUUAAUUUAUUUUUCGGCCCAGCACCUUAGUUGAAUAUUGUUAUCGGUUAAGCCUCCUACGUUUAUGAUUACGUUAUAAGUUGAGUUGAGUUGUUUGUGUUUUGUGGUUCUUCCGCCCUUUGUUUUUGCCUCAGCUUCUGUACAUAAGCUCCGAGAAUGGAAGAAAGCCAUUGAAUAAAUCGAAUCGAAUCGAAACGAAUGAAAGAAACCCCAUUAGGUUCUGAUUGAUUGCAGGGUUCGCUCCGCAAGGUUCUUCGUUAUCAGUGAGUCACCAGAGCGGGGGAUUUGGCCAAAUAGCUGGGAAACAUCAGCUGACUCAUCGCCUUUGCACCGAGUUUUUAGCGUAAUUAAUGUCGUCGCACUUUUGCCCCCUUGCCUGCCAUUACAAGUGAUCCCAUCUCUGGUCUGAGGUCAGCCGGGAGAGGAGAGCAUUAGCUCCAUUAGAUCCAAUGUUAAAAUAGAACUUUCCAUGAUCACAUGAUCGGCGGAAAAUUCUUUCGAUUCUGUGCCAGAGAGCAGCACCUUAUCUUAAUGGACUUAAGCCAUGACAACAGGGCGGCGGCACAAACAUAUUUAUGAAUUGAAUGACUCCCAGAUAGGCGGAGGAUAGGGAGGGGGCAUAUCAGGCGAAGUAGGACGGACGAUCGUGGACCAAGGCCGCAGCUUACGCCUUAAGUAAAAACAAUUAGUGGAACCAUAAACACGGACUGCAGCUUGGGCUCCAAAAAUGGGUGAAAAUGUGUGCAAUUAAAUGCGGAAUGGAAUGACGUACGUUCGGGGGAACAAGGAGUGCUGUCUCCGGAAUUAUGUAAAUUAGUCAAUACUUAUCAAUGGCCCAAGGCACGGCAUUCCAUUCGAAUUUUCCUCUUCAGUUGAGCGAUUAGAUAAAAUUCUUUGCCGUCGUUUUUGCCAAGCUAAAUCGGAACUUAGAGCUAGAGCGUAUUUAUUAAUUAAUUAAUUAAGCCUAAAGCUAGUCAACAGAAACAAAAUGAAAAUAAAUUCAAUAUGAUGACCAACAUAA